Trypanosoma rangeli is the source of this 1287-nucleotide messenger RNA. RefSeq names its product putative hydroxymethylglutaryl-CoA lyase, putative,3-hydroxy-3-methylglutarate-CoA lyase. Lineage: Eukaryota; Euglenozoa; Kinetoplastea; Trypanosomatida; Trypanosomatidae. The record is from RefSeq and is a predicted model, not a curated record. Bases 1 to 1287 code for a protein of 428 amino acids. Gene Ontology annotation, biological process: L-leucine catabolic process; ketone body biosynthetic process. The transcript has a single exon. Gene Ontology annotation, molecular function: hydroxymethylglutaryl-CoA lyase activity.
AUGUUGUUCUCGAGGUUUUUGUUGGCGCCAGUCCAUCUGGUGGAGUGUCCACGCGACGCGAUGCAGGGGAUCCCUCACUUUAUUCCAACAGCGCACAAGGUCCGUUAUUUGAAUGCGCUCUUGAAGUGUGGGUUUCAUACAAUUGAUUGUGCCUCAUUUGUCUCUGCGCGGGCCGUGCCGCAGAUGCGAGAUAGUGCGGAAGUGCUUGCCGGCUGCAACCGUGCACUCCUAAUGGGCGGAAAUGCCCCAAAGCUUUUAGUCGUGGUUGCAUCUCAGGCAGGGUUUAAGCGGGCAAUUGAAACGCCUAUUCUGAGCGUCAUUGGGUACCCACUCUCCUGCUGUGAAAGGUUUCAACAACUCAAUACGAAGAAGAGCAUUGCGGAGGCUCUGGACGAUGUUAGGCACAUGCAGAAUGUUGUGCUAGAUGCGAAUGCUGCGAUACAAUCCAGCAUUGGACUUCCAUUGGGCGUCACCAAGAAGAAGGAAAUGGUUGUUUACCUUUCUAUGGCGUUUGGUAACCCAUAUAGAGAACAUUACAGUCCAGAAGUUGUGGAGAGGCUUGCUUCAGAGUUGGCUUCUAUUGGAGUGCGCAGAAUCAGUCUUGCUGAUACCGUUGGUGUCUCAGAGCCGCAGAUGACGUAUGAUCUUUUUAAACGAUUGCAAAAGAAGUUUCCUGAAAUUUCUUUUGGUGCACACUUUCACAGUGAUACAGCAACAUCCAAAGAAAAGAUAAAUGCGGCGUUGGAUGCGGGAUGCAAGCUAUUUGACAGUGCACUUGGGGGCAUGGGGGGCUGUCCGUUUGCAAGGAAGAACGACCUUGUUGGUAAUGUGGCGACGGAAACUGUGCUGCAGGUACUAGAAGAGCGCAACCUCCUACCUGCAGCGAUUGACCGCAAACAAAUAAAAGAGUGUAUCCUUCUUAAGCAACACAUAUUUGGAGUCACGGUGAAGGACAUGCUGUUGUCACAGAGCCUUCGUGAUGAAAAGUGUUUUGCACAACUGUGUCAGGAACACUUUAAAUUGUACGAUGCCGAUGACAAUGGAAUGCUGGACUACGACGGUUUCCGCUCAAGCAUGCUUGGGGUCUUUGAAGAGUUGGGCUGUGAGGCACCCAGCGAGGAAAAAAUCCGCUCAAGCUUUCACAAAAUUGACCUGCAGAAGCUUGGGAGCAUCACAGUUGACGCCUAUAUGAUGGGUGCUAGACGACUUCUUUUGAAGCGACUGAGUUUUUUUCCCAAAUCGAAGUCUGAUAAGAGUUGCGGUUAUCACCAACCCCUUGCCGCCUAG